AUAACAUUAAACAGUUAUCUAAAUAAGUAGGCCGCGCUCAGUUAUAUAGUUGAUUUGAGUAACGAAAUGUUUAUUGUUUUAAUAUUAUCCAGUCUAGUGGUGUUUUCAUCUAGUCAGAUGUUAUCAUUAAAUGAAGCUGUUUUAAAUGGAAAAUCAAAUGAAGUUAAAAAACUUUUAGAAGCAGGAGCAUUUUUGGAAAGUAAAGAUGAUAAAGGCAGAACGCCACUUCACAUUGCUGCUGAGUGGGGUCAUGAUGAGAUUGUUGACGUUCUUCUCAAAUUCGGUGUUCGAUUGUCUGCAAGAGAUGACUAUGGAAGUUCUCCUUUGCAUUUAGCAGUAAUAAAUAAACAUAUAAAGGCUGUUAAGAGGCUGGUUCUUUGUGGUGCCAAUGUGAAUGCUGUCGAUGCUGCCGGACGUAAUGGCCUUCAUUUAGCUUCAAUAAAUGGUCAUGUGAAAGCUAUCGAAAUACUUAUUAAUCAUGGAGCCGAUUCAAAUAAUGAAGACAAUAUUGGAAAUACUCCUCUUCAUUAUGCAGCAUGCUCUAAUAAUACCAAAGCUGUAAUUCUUCUUCUAAAAAAUGGAAAUCUAAAGUCCAUAAAAAAUCAAGAAGGUCGUACAGCAGUCGCAGUUGCAGCUCAGUGCGGGAAUAUAGGCACAUUUAAAGUUUUACUGGAAGGAAAUAAUAGAAUUCAUGAUCUUAAUAUUCUAAGAGAUAACUAUGGUAAUACUUUGUUACAUUUGGCUGUCAGUACAAACAAGAUUUCUGUUGCUAAAUACCUGUUGAGCCAAUUAGGUGUUAGCACUGAAACUAGGAAUAAUUUUCUUCGUACUCCUCUUCACAAUUGCACUGAACUCGGACUGAACGCUGCUGUUAAGCUUUUGAUAAACCAUGGUGCAGAUACUGAAGCUUUAGACGCUGCUGGAAACAAACCAAGAGAUUUAACUUUAAAUUCUUCUAUAUUUGAUCUUCUUCAAUAUAAAUUGAAGAUUUCCAAUCAGCCAAUGAGCAAUAAACAAUUGAAUUGUUCUACUGACCUCCUGAGUGCCCUAUUAUCAAGAAAUAUUACGCUUCUUAGCGAAUUGGUAAAAGAACGCAGAAAAUAUACAUACGACGACAACUGCCUUACUCCUGUCCAAUCAGCUGCAACAUCUUGCCAACUUGAUAUGCUAAAAUAUCUUUCAGAACUAGGAGAGGAAAUGGAUGCAAAGUUUCAAGGUGGUAUUACAUUGUCACAUUUAGCUAUAUUCCCCUCAAAGAAGGAGCUAAAGCAGAAAGGGAUGGACAUUGAUAAACUCCACCAGCCACCUAACUGGGAAGAAUGUCCAGGAGUUACAAUAACACCAUUAAAAUCUUAUCAUGGAGGAAAUGAUCCUCUAUUUAUACUCAUAGAUGGAGACUGUGGUAUGGAUCUUCUUGCGAUCUUAAAACAAUUAAAAAUUGAUAUUAGUCAAGUAGAUAACUUUGGAAGAAAUCCUCUUCACUAUGCCGCUAAGUUUGGAAACAUUAAGGGCGUUCUUUUCCUACUUGAAUCUGGUCUUAAAAUUGACACAAAGGAUAAAGUGAAAAAGACUCCCUUAUACAUCGCAGUAGAAGAAGGCCAUAUCGAUAUCGUCGAACUUUUAAUAAUGAGGAAUGCAAAUAUCAACAUCUAUACAGAACAUAAGUGGUUUCCAGUACAUGCUGCUGCCAAACAUGGUCAUUUAAAAGUAAUGGAACUUCUAAUUAGAGCUGGCGCAGAUAUUCAUUCUAAAUCAAUGUGCUACGAGAGGAUGCCCCUGCAUCAAGCUGUUUGGUAUAAUAAGACGGAAAUAAUUUCAUUACUAAUUGAAAAACAUGUGGAUGUCAAUCAUCCUGAUCUCUGGGGGCGAUCGCCUCUGCAUUUGGCAUCUGAAAAAGGUUAUGUCGAAAUUGCAUUACAACUGUUGUUAGCAGGUGCCAACAUAGACGCAAAAAUGAGAGAGAAGAAAACGCCUGCAAUGGUUUCUAUUGAAUCAAACCAACUAGGUACCUUCAAGGUACUUUUAGAGCAUGGAGCUGAUGUAAACCAAAUUACCCAAGAUAGAAGAAAUCUGUUACAUUUAGCGGCAAGAGGAGGUAAUCCGGAAAUCAUAAGCCUAUUAAUAUCUAGAGGACUGAAUAUAAAUUCAAAGGAUUCAAUUGGUAGGACACCUCUGUUCAAUGCUGCAGAAUGUGGAUGCCCACAAGCAAUGGUUACCUUGAUAGAUAGAGGAGCCGAUCCGUCGAUUCUCACACAAAAUAAAGAAACUAUUCUUCAUGCAGCGGCUUCAAGUGGUAACGAAAAUGCUACUCUUUUGGCUUUAAGAUACAUCAAAAAUAUUAACGCUCAAAACGUACAGGGGCAGAGUUCCUUAUACCGAGCAGCCUUCCAUGGGCAUAUCAACAUAUUUCAGUUAUUAUUUGAUAAAGGAGGAGAUCCCAACCUUAGAAAUAUCUACAACGAAACACUUCUACACUUUGCAGCUAUCGGUACUAAUGAUUUACUAGUAAAAAGACUUGUUCAAAACAUGAGCACUACAGAAAUUAAUCUUCAAGAUAACGAAGGAAAAACUGCUCUUUUUCGUGCUGCAGUCAAUGGUAGGUACAGUAUAUUCCAAAUACUGUACGAAAAAGGUGGAGAUCCAAACAUUGCUCCAGAUGAUGGCUUUACGCUACUUCACUGGGCUGCACAAAUUGGCAACGUCCAGAUUAUUCAACAUAUUCUGAAAAGAGUCAGAAGUGUCAAUGCUAUUGACAAAAAGGGACGUACACCGUUAUAUAUAACGAUGGAAUUUGGUAGGGAAGAAGCCUAUUUCUUUCUUCUGAAAAAAUGUAUAAAAAAAUGGGAAGACUUCAGGACAAUCGAAAGAAGAACUCUGUUACAUGCUGCUGUAAUAGGUGGAAAUAUUAGGAUCAUGAAUGACAUUCUGAAAACUAAACAAAAUCUUGAAGUUCAGGAUUCAGAUGGAAGGACUCCAAUGUUCCUGGCCUGUGGAUUGGGCCGUAAACAUAGUUAUGACGUGUUAUUGACUGCUGGUGCAUCUCUAAAUACUCGUACAAACGAUGGAAGGACGACACUUCACGCUGCCGCCUUCGGUGGUAAUCGACUCAUAGUUGAAUCAAUCUUAAACAUGACCAGAUUGGUCAACGUGCGAGAUUCAUCUGGGAGAUCGGCAAUAUUUUACGCUGCUGAAAGGAGCCGGACGGAUGUAUUUAAUCUUCUAAUCAAUAGAGAAGCGGAAUUAAAUUAUAAAACUGAAGGAGGUUGGACGAUUCUUCAUUCAGGAGCUAAAGGAGGAGACCCGAGUAUAGUAGGAACAAUUAUAUCCCGUACAAAAGAUGUUAACAUUCAAGAUACUGAGGGGUGUACUCCCUUGCAAAUAGCAAUAAAUACUUAUUGUUGUAAGGGUCAAGCAUUUCAGAGGUUAAUCAAGGGAGGUGCUGAUCCGAACAUAGCUGACAAUGAAGGGACUACUGUUCUUCAUAAGGCUGCUCGUUAUGGAGAAAUGUAUUUUGCAAUAUCUGUGCUUAAUAUCACAAAUAAGUCAAUCAAUGCCUUGGACAAAUAUGGAAGAACACCAUUACAUUGGGCUGUGUACUACGACCAAAUAGAUAUAGUAACGUUACUUGCUAAGUUCAAAGCUGAUCCUCACAUAGAAAAUAUUCAUGGCUACACCCCAUUGACUUUAGUAGCAGCAAUGGGUUCUCUCGAUAUGAUCAAGCUAUUUUCGCACUACGAAUAUAGUGGGGAGGCUGUAUUAGGUAUAGCUCUUGCUUGGGGAAAUCGAGAUAUUAUUCUCUACCUGUUAGAAAACAAGAUCGUUCCAACGGAAAAUAAUAAGGUCCAUUUCGCUGCUGCUAGAGGUGAUGACGAAGAAUUAGAAAGACUUUUAGCUCAUAAUGUAUCAACUAACGGACAGAACUUUACGGAGCUUAUGAAAGAAAUAGUCAAAGAAUACCAACGAUUUACAACUAAACUUGAAGAGGAUGAAGUAGAAAUCAUUAAUCCUUUAGAUUUCAACCUGACGCCAUUAGAUAUGGCUAUUUUCUUCAAUGGAUCUUCCAGAACUGUCAACAUUAUCCUCAAUAAACUAAAUAUUGAUCUUAUGAUGAAUGAUCGCUCGAGAUGGACAGCACUGGAUAUAGCGGCAUUCUGUGGAAAAGAAACACUUGUCAGACAUUUAAUUGGUAAGGGAGUAAAAGUAGAUUUUCCAGGACAAGACUCGUGGACAGCUAUGCACAAGGCAGCAUGGGGGGGUCAUAGUACAAUAAUCAAGACAUUAUAUCAUAACAGUGCAGACAUCAAUAGAAGGGAUGUUUUGGAAAGAACCCCUUUACACAUUGCAGCUAUGAGAGGCUACAACACAAGUGUUGAUACAAUUAUCCAACUAAGUAUGGAUAGUCUCAACUUGAGAGAUAGAUAUGACUUCACUCCAUUGCAUCUGGCAGAAAUAUUUGGACACCAAAGAUUUUUUGAAAUACUUGAAUACACAAGUAUUACUAUUGACCCUCAAGAUCGAUACAGAGUUCGAGAUCCUGGUUUGGUUCAAUCCAAACUAAGAAAUCACACGAGAACAAUUGAACUUUUGUUGGAAAAAGGUGCUAAUGUGGACAUACAGGAUAAGGCAUUUGGAUGGUCAGCCUUACAUUGGUCUGCUGCUAUCGGUCAUUUGGAAGUCACAAAAAUGCUUGUUAAAAACGGAGCCCAAAUAAAUCUGCCCUCUAGGAUUGAUCAGACACCAAUGUACCUCGCCAGACUAUGGGGUAGAAACGAAAUUUAUUACUUCUUACAAUCACAGGGUGGAGUAUGGUAAAUGUUUCAUUUUAUCAAAUGAUCACGCUUUAGAAGGUACAUAAAGACAAUGAUAUAAGAAUGGCCUUUAUCAAUAUUUCAUAUGUGAAAAAAUAUUUAGGAAAACAUUAUGUAUAGUUAUCAUGAUGAAUUAUUUAAUUUAUAUAAAAUGUAAAAUAAACAUUGUUAAAUUAC
Nezara viridula (southern green stink bug) is the source of this 4985-nucleotide messenger RNA. Lineage: Eukaryota; Metazoa; Arthropoda; Insecta; Hemiptera; Pentatomidae. The record is from the annotation of a GenBank genome assembly.